Messenger RNA from Rotaria sp. Silwood2, 1500 nucleotides. Lineage: Eukaryota; Metazoa; Rotifera; Eurotatoria; Philodinida; Philodinidae. The record is from the annotation of a GenBank genome assembly.
AUGGUAAUAGAACAAGAUCCAUAUUCAUUAAUAAAAUAUAUUAAUGUUAUCAAUACGAAUAAUGAUGGUUAUGGAUAUCCAACAAUACAUGCUUUUGUUGAAAUGGGAUUAUUAACAAUGAAUGAAAAAUUUCUUUGUGAGAUAAAUGGUACAUUAUAUGAAUGUUAUAUCGAUAAAAAUGAAAAAGAUCGAUAUGUUUUAUGUUAUCAAGAUAAAAUAAAAGAAACAAAUGUUAUGAAAUUUAUUCAUAAGUUAUCUAAAUUAAUCCAUAUUAGAAUACAAUCUAUGGGAUUGCCAUUUCAACGUAUACAUCGUGUUAGUGACAAGCGAACAUUACUGAUGAUAUAUAAUGAUUUAAAAAAAAAAUUUCAAGAACGAAUUAUAGAAAUGCUUAUAUAUAGUGAAUUUGGCAUAUGGAAAAUUGAAACAGAUUAUGAUUUUGACAAAAAAAAAAUAAAAUUUAUAUGCAAAUCCAAUAUGACAAAUGAUGCUAGAUUACAAAUACUCAAUAGUACUAACAAUAUGAGUUACAAUGACGUUGAUGAUGAUAUAUUUAAAGAAAAACAACAAGUGUAUAGUUUAAUAAAAUAUGAUGCUAUUGAAAUUAAUUAUCAACCAAUGACAGAUGAUGAUAUUUUGAAAUUAGAUAAACGUAAUAAUGAUAUAAGUUAUGGUUCAGGUAUUUACGAAAAUGAUGUAAAUUUGUUAGGUAGUAUUGCAUUCUUUGUAAAAGAUAUUAAUAAUUGUCAUCAUUAUGCACUUACAGCAAAGCAUGUUAUAAAAAAUGUAAAUAAAGAUUUCAUUGUAGUGAAACGUAACAUUAAUUCAUUUAACAAUUUAUCUAUUUAUUGGGAUGAUAUUAUUGAAUUAAAGCAUGAUGCUGUAUUGCUUAGAAUAAAAGGAAUUCCAUAUUGUAAAAUUGCAAAUUUGGAUUGUAUAGCAUUAUCUAGUGAUGUUUAUAAUGAAUUUUUAACAUCAUCUGAAUCGUCAUUAGAAUCAUCAUUAGAAUCAUCAUUAGAAUCAUCACUUGAAUUAUCAUUUAUGUCUUCAUCAUUGGAUGAAUCGAACAAUGAAAACUCGCAGAAUACAUCAGAUGAACGGGCACGUGAUCCAGAAAGUGUUAAUGUUUUAUCCUUAAAAUCACUUUUAAUUAGGCAUAGACGAACAGAAGUACCAAUAUUUAAAUAUGGUGCAGUUACAUGUUUAACGAUGGGUUUUAUUGAAGCAAUUGAUAUAUCAGCAACAAUAGAUGGUAUUCUUCAUCAUAGUUUAAUUGAAGUUAAAUGGAGUGAAGGUAUUGAAUUUGCAGAAAAUGGUGAUUCUGGAUCAUUAUACUUCAUUUUUGACUGGACAGCAAGUGCAUUUGUGCCUCUUGGAUUACAUAUUGGAUCAAAAGGAAGAAGUUCAUAUGGUAUUUUAUUAUCAUAUAUAUUUCAAGAAUUAGUUGAAAAACAAUAUAAAUUUUUAAUAUGUGAUUCAACGUCUUGCCAAGAACAUUAA